Molecule: messenger RNA, 1389 nt
Organism: Symbiodinium sp. CCMP2592
Lineage: Eukaryota; Dinophyceae; Suessiales; Symbiodiniaceae
Source: the annotation of a GenBank genome assembly
AUGGCGAAGGAGUUGUUUCCACACAUUUGGUUUCCAUGCGAGUCGGACGAGUGCACGACCUAUGCUGGACUAUUUGAUCCCCGGGUCUACGCCAGGAGCCGUGGUGGAUCACUGCUGAAGUGUCUUGCUUGCUUGGUGCUCCUGCCAAUUGGUGCAAUCGCGACGCUGUUCCAGACCCUUGAUGAUUGGGACACCUUCUGCGAGGGAGAAAAGCAUUGGGGAAGAGCCGUCCAGCUGGUUCGUGCAUGCUUGAAUGACGUUUGUUCACACAUUUUCUCGGCUUUUCACGGCAUGCUUGUUCAUAUUUGCUGUGCUAUGUGUGGGAACGUGGUGACGGUAGACUCGCUGUGCAAACCAUAUUUGGCUGUUGAUGUUGAUGAGAGAGCGGAACAGUGUCAGCGAUGCGGGACCAGCAUUGGUGUCUGUGGGAGAGGCUAUUGCAGAGAGCACUGCUUCGGCUGUGUCCAGCAUGGUGAUGUCUGCCAAGUCUGCCGGACAAGAGAAUCGGUUUGCAGCAAGCUCUUCUGCAACAAACAUUGCUAUGGCUGUGACCAGCAUGAGUUCUCAUGUCGAGUGUGCCGGAGCACAGAAUCAGUUUGCUUCAAGCAGUACUGCAGCAACCACUGCUACGGCUGUAGGUGGCAUCCUCGAGAGGAGAAGGAGCCUACGCGUGACAUUCUCUCCAGGAUUAAGCUGGCCAUGUCAACACCUCGAACAUUUGCCACCUUUGCUGACAGUUUAGCUCCCCGACACAAGCGGCCGCCCAGAUGGCUGCUUGACAAAAUCACCAUUUGUGCUGAGAGCAUCUGGCAUGAUUUCAGACUUGAGCUGCAAGAAACCGUCAGAAAGAACACCAGCAUACGAGGCGCAGACUUUCGAUAUCAUAUCAUGACGAGCUCCCCCGUGGAGUUGGCAGACAUGCAUCUCUUGCGAAGUGCCCUAUCCAGAUCUGGCAUCGACACCCAGGAAGACAUCCUAGUAGCUUUGAAGCUGCAUUAUGAUUACACUACCACUGGCAGCCAUUUUGGAACCCUUGAGUUGGUACCGCCGACAGGGACGUACUUUCCGCCGCAUACCGACCUUAGCACCGUGGAUCCCUACUUCAGUGGCAACCGACCGGCACAGCGAGCUGUUCGUGUCUUGAAAUACUUGUUCUCACAGCGCAAGCCCAAGCUGAAAGGUUGUUUUAUCGAAGAUUUGGUCAUUCAGGUCCAGGGAGAGGCCGAGAUGCUUGAAGUUGAUGGCCAUGGGCUUCAGCUCGUUGAAAAGGUGCUUGCAGACCUGACGCAUUUUCCAAACUCUUCUGCCACCUGUGUGAUUCAACGCCAUCGCCACAUGGACGGCACAAAGCUUGCUGGAAUGUCCAAGUUGGCAAAGAAGCUGUCUUAG